Messenger RNA from Rhizophagus irregularis DAOM 181602=DAOM 197198, 1316 nucleotides. RefSeq lists its product as uncharacterized. The record is from RefSeq and is a predicted model, not a curated record. Gene Ontology annotation, molecular function: protein binding. Lineage: Eukaryota; Fungi; Glomeromycota; Glomeromycetes; Glomerales; Glomeraceae.
AUUCAUAGUAGAUGAUGGAACGAGCCCCUGUUUCAAAAAGUAAUAAUAUAGCACUUCCAGUUGAAAUCUUUCAACAUGCUCUUGCAUUACUUCCAUUAAAAGAAAUAUAUUCAUUCAAGCGAGUAAAUAAGGAAUGGUAUAAUUUAUGUGACCAUGCUAUAGUCGAACAUAUUACUUCCUCUGGCUCACAAGUCCAUCUUCGGGCUGGUACAUCGAAGAAUCCAAAACUUUGUUAUGACCUUGAUUUCGCAAGUUAUGAUCCUUCAUCGAACAUUUUCACAUUCAAGCCCUCUCCUAAUAGGAAUGAACUAAAACCUACUUUUUGUUAUUCAAAACAUUUGCGAGAGAUCAGAAUAUUGUUUGGAGAAUGGAGAGGUGUGAAUACGACAUUAAGCAAAUAUUCACCAUCGGAUCCAACAUUUGGAAUUCCGAUAAAGAGAAAUUCUGAUCCACAGGCUCAAAAAGUGUUAAGACUUGCUAAAUUAGAGUUUCAUAAGCAUUAUAUAGAGUCUGUACGAAAAGUAUAUCAAUUAGAUGAUGAGCCUUCUUUAGAAGAAGGAACUGUUGUAUCUUGUUUGGGAGAUAAAGAUAUAGUAUUAAAGUGUCAUAUAACUACUAGACUUUCUUGCAAUAUACCAGACGACCAGCAAAAUUCCGAGAAAGAUGAUGAAUGUUCUCCGGAGGGUGUAGUUUAUAGCUUAAGAAUAGAGUUUGUUAAAGUUUGUGCUUCAUGGUUAGUGUCCGGUACAACAUCAAAUUUUAUUCCAGAAGAAUCACGAAAUCAAAUAUUUGCUUCUCGGUUUAAUCUUUUAGACCAAAUUCUUUCCGAACAAAAUAUUACAAAAUAUUACCGAUAUUCAUCAAAAGUUCUUAAAUGGAUAUUAUCAGAAUACGAUAGAAAUGAUCAAAAAACAAGAGAAAUGAUUAAACAUAUAUUAGAUACCAAAGGAGAUUUUUCAAUAAGAAGUAAGUUUGAGGCAGCGUUAGAAGGAAAAAAUGUGAAAAAGCAAAAUAUGUGGAAAUAUUCUUUAGUGGCUCGAUUUCUUCGUGAUCCUGAAUCUUAUGAUUCUCUUGAGGAUGUCGUGAAUAGGAUUGUUCAUACUGAACGCAAAGAUAUUUCCUUUGAAUCUAAUAAUAAUCAUUCUUCUAGAUUAUUUCGUGGGUUAAAACCAAUACUUCAAAAAAUUAAAAUUACUUCAUGAUUAUGUUAUUCUUAACCUAGAAAAUAGAUAAAUACGUUAUGGGACUUUUUUCUAGAUUAUUUAUUAAAAUUUUUAUGAAACAUUAAUAAACCUAUAAUUAUAUUAUUAUUUAUG